UCUGAUUAAAUUGACUUCUCAACCCACAUAUGCACAAUACUAUGUCUGUUUUGUGGAUUUCAAGAAAGCGUUUGAUACGGUUGACCGCAAUACCCUGAUUCAAAAGCUCAUCCGACUUGGCCUGCAUGGUGAAAUUAUCCACGCGCUAGGUGAAAUAUGCUCAAAGAAUUUUCAACAGGUUGCCGACGGCUGUAAUCUUUCAAACAAAAUUCCCCAAUUAAUUGGCGUGACCCAAGGCGAUAAGCUCUCACCUUUGCUUUUUUCGUUAUUUAUAGCUGAUCUCCCGGAUUUUAUCGAUUCCAAUCAAUGCUUGAUCAUUUUAUAUGCAGAUGAUCUAAUCAUAGCCAGUCCUUUCCUUCUAGAUGUUAAAAGAUCGCUGAAUGACCUCCACGAGUACUGCAGAAUUAACAAGCUCACUGUCAAUGUCCAGAAAACCAAUAUGAUGAAAUUCAGAAAAGGUGGACCUCUGAAAAAGUCAGACAAAGUUUUCUACGGAUACGAAGAAAUCGGGUUUACAAACUCAUUUUGCUAUCUUGGCUACAACUUAUCACCGUCCCUUACCAUCACAACCCACCUAAAACACUUGGUCAGAUCAGCUAUAAGGUCAACGUUUGCGCUCCAACAGAAAUUACCGUUCUCAAAAAUUAAUUUUACGUCGGCCAAAAGACUAUUCGAAUCAAUAGUGUAUCCGGCGGCGAUGUAUGGAAUCCAAACAAUCGAUCAUGGCGUGUUUUCCGCUCAAAUAGACUCCCAUGUCAAACAAAUCCAAGGAAUCUUCUGGAAAAAAUGGUGUGGACUUAGCGUUUACACCAGGAACACAUCCCUCUUGCAUCAUAUUCUUGGAGACGACUUCCUAAGAAUAGAUCGCGCGAGCCCCUUAAAAAGAAGAAUUAUUGCUCAAUAUUAUGCAAAUGAGGCCCAUCAUCUUAUUUGCUUAGUCGAAAGGUGUUUUGAGUCCCAACUGGACUGUAUUUGCAGAUAUUGUAACAAUAAUAUUGAUUUCAGACAUUUAGACACAUGUCAUGGCUUCACAGAAUGCUCUAACACUGUGGAGAAGUUAUUGAAGGCGACACGACAAGCGUAAAACAACUUAUCAAUUUCUCCACCUUUUUUGCACGUGCUUUUUAUUUAUACAAUAUACACGCGGUUAUUAUUUUAUUACACAUUUGUCCAUUUAUUGGAUGUUUAAUUUACUCUUUCUUCUUCAAAUUGACUUCUCAUUUCAGUUGCCGCGAUAAACUUUAGCAUGACAUGGUCGAUUCAAAUUUUUCAAAGUUUUAGUUUCCCCCGAAAAUCAAGGUCAAACUUCCGAAGAUGACCGACUGGCACAUUUUCUUAACAUAUUUGAUUUUAUUUACUUCUUAUAUUUGUUUUGUAUCGCAAGCGGUGCGAAGCUCCACUUCGCCUCGGUGCGUUAUCAUUUCCCUCUAGCAUUAAGAACCCAAUAACGGAAUUGUAUAGUUUUGCUUUCAGGUGGCAUUGAAAAGAUGCAGCGGGAUUUUUUGCUGCAGUUAUUAGCCGUUCUUUUAAGUUGCUUGAGUGCUGCCGCUCUUUUUGAAGAUCAAGUUGGUAAAUUUGAUUGGCUGAUUCAGCAUUUGGGUCCGAUCAAGUGGAGCAGAUUUUUGAAUGUUAAUGGCAAAUCACAAUUAAUUUUUGCAUCAGAAGUUGCGUUAGCCCUGGCCAAUUCUCAGGAUGGCUCAAUUAUCUGGAGGAAGGUGUUUGAAGAACAAGAUGGGGAUAUUUCGAAAAUAUUUCUCUUCGACGGAAACUCGAAUAUAGCGACCUUACAUGAAAAGAGGCAACUUUAUCGUGUGUUUGAUUGCUUGACGGGGAAUAUGCGACAAGAAUUAUCAUUGGUGCCAGAAACUGGGGCAUUGGAAACAAUAACUGACACCGCGGUUUCACGUAAACAGCCUGGCAAUGUAAUGGUUGUUUCGAAGACAAGCAUGCGAGCGAUAUCUUUCGAUGAGACUUCCAGCUGGACUUAUCCACUCUCGGUUGAUAGUGACGAUUUUGUUAGCAGGAAAAUAAGAGUCAACGAAGCUGAGAAAACCGUGGAUGUUGUUUCUUUGUACAACAGUGGUGUUAGUGUUAUGAGCUUCGAGCUUGCUGGAGGUGACAAAUUAGAAGAUAUACGCAGAAAUUUUGAAUUUUCACAAGAUAGUUGUAACGUUGAAGGCGAUUUUAUUGUGUGUUUGGCCGAUGAUUCGUUAAAAUUUUUAAAGUUAGACGGACUAAGUGGAAAGAAAUCAACCAAUUUUGUCUCUUCAAAACUGGGAUUCAAGAUAUCGAGCGUUGAAUCUGUAUUCGGGGAUUUGUUCCUCGUUCACUUCAAAGAAUCGACAGCAACAACGUUGGUCGAAUUAAGUGAAACUAAAACGGAAACAAUAAAACACUUUGAAAACUUUGUUUCCUACAAUGAGUUAUCAGUUCCUUAUGCAACAAAUGGUGCUUUGUUUGCUUUUCUACAUUCCGAGAAAGAUUCGCUGACCGUGACUGCUAUAAAUUGCGAAGCUAAAACAGAAAUGUUUUCGAAUGCAUUGAAAGUUAGGAUCCACGAAAAGCAUGGCAACCCUCUACUAGUGGCUGCAGCUACAGGGAAGUCUAGCGGAAGGCCAGAUAAAGUUUUUAUAACCGCCGAAGAUCAAAAAACAUUUAUGAUUGGAAUAUCAUCGAAUGGGCAAAAUAGUAUUCUGUGGACCAAGGACGAAAGCUUAUCGCAAGUUAUAGAUGUUGAGAUGUGUGACCUCAACUUGAGUGAGGCAAUGAUAACUUUAGAAGCUGACUUCGAAUUUGCAACGCGAGCUAAAACUACUCUUUUCGAAAUGUUUUACAGGAGAUUUUCCUCGCAUAUUUCGCAGUUUGUAGGUUUCGCAAUGAAAACGUAUGAUCAAAUUGCCAACCAGCAGUUGUUCAAAGAAUGUGCUGCCGACAAGGAUGAGCUUGUUAGAGACAGUUUCAACGUGAACAAAAUGCUAAUCGUUUUAUCUGGAAAUGGAAAACUUUCUGGAAUUUUGAGCGCCUCUGGAAAAAUUAUGUGGUCUUUGUGGUUUAGAGAUAUGACAUUCAAAAAAUCAAUUUCGGGACAAGUCGGAUCUUUUCUUUUCGUUCAACGAGGUACAGAUAACUACAAAUUUGAACCGAAAGCUGUUCUUGUUGGACAGAAUAAAGUGUCUGGAAAUGUAGCCAUCAUUUAUUUCAACCCACUAUCUGGGCAGGUUAUAGAAAGUUCUCUUGAUACGGGGUAUAAAGCCCUCCAAGUUAUUUCAAUCCCAGAAGUUGUUACUGAUGACAACUUGAAAUCAUUUGCCUUUUUGAUGGAAGAUCGUAGCUUGAAGCUUUAUCCAGACACACCUGCAAAUGUGAAUCGAUUCGAUCGUAUUUUUUCAAAAGCAUUAUUUGUCGUCCUAACUGCUUCAAAUGAACGAAUCGCUGGUGUGCAAUUUGACAAAGUGGGAACCGGGAAGGAAUUGUGGUCGCACAGUCUGGGGAUAGAUCAUGAAGUAUAUGGAAUUUAUAGCAUGAGAGAGGGAGAGUUAGUGGACUCUCCGGGAAAAGUGCAAAGUGACCAAACAGUUCUGUUUAAGUAUUUGAACCCGAACUUGGUAUUUGUAGUCCUGAGUCCGAAACAAAAAGAGGUUGGAGAUUCAGCGCAAUCAGGAAACGACGCCAAGUUCCAGUUCGAGUUUAGUCUCAUCGAUUCGGUCUCAGGUGAAACUGUUUUCGCGACUACAAUGCGACGAGUGUCGGACAUUCAUGUGGUUCACUCGGAGAACUGGGUCGUGUUCAGUGUUUGGAACGACAAAAGUCGAAGAACAGAGCUGACGGUAAUCGAGCUGUACGAGUCUGGCAAAGACUCGGAAAGGAAUUCGACCCACUUUUCCUCUUUCGCUAAUUCAUCGGCUCCCUUAGUUUUGCGCCAGAGUUAUAUCUACCCAGCAUUUGUUAAAUCACUAGCUACUACAUAUUCGGAGAAGGGUCUAACCAAUAAGCAAGUCAUUCUUGGCACAGCCAGUGGAGCGCUGGUUCCUAUUCCCAAACAUCUUCUGGACCCCAGGAGGAGCUUGACCUCAAAGGCCGCAGCUAGAGAGGAGGGAAUGAUCCCAUACCAUCCAGUCAUCUCACUGCCCCUGGAAAUGAACAUCAACUACAACCAGAGCAUAGCUUUGAUCAGAGGCAGCGUCGCCUUUCCAGGAGGUCUGGAAUCGACCGUAUUGCUAUUCAAUUAUGGCCUGGACAUAUUCUUCACACAAGUGUUUCCAUCUGAAAUGUUCGACGUGCUCAGUGCAGAUUUCGAGUUCUGGAUCAUAGGAGCAGUAUGUUCGGCGCUUUUCAUAGGAUCGCUCAUCACUAAGAAGCUAUCGUCCUAUUAUGCCCUGAAAAAAGCGUGGAAGUAGACUGAAGGCAUGCGAUGUUGCUCAGAAUUUUGCUCAGUUUUUUAGACUCAGGAAAGCUAAGUCAAAUGCUGACAUGUUGACGAAGUUUAUCGUACUGGUUUUUUGUACUUUGUUUUACCCCACAUUUAUCGGAGAUAGUUUUAUCAGAUUAUACACUUGCGGCGACUACAGAAUGAGGAUAUGCGAGUGCGUCUUUAGCAUCUUUAGCACAAAAAUAACUCCAAUUGAAUAAAUCCUGGGUUGAAAUAAGCUCCUCAAUUCAUUUUUUCAUGUUUUCCUUGCUUCAAAAAUUAUUACAGUUCUAUGAAUUUUAGAUCAAUAAUGCGUAAUUUGAUCUGGUACAACAUACUUUGAAUUUUAUCGAAUAUGUUUUUACCCUUGCGAUUAGUACGGUUAUUGUAAUCGGGUACAAUACUUUUUCCCCGUAAAUAUCUGCUAACAGAAGUAGACGAUUUUGCACAUUUAGUCUAGACAAAACUACCUUGCUUUGGGUGACGAAUGUGCUGGGUCCGAUUCAGCCUAGGGACUUCUUUCAAAUAGAAAAAUAAAAAUAGAAAAAAAUGUAAAGGUUAAGUUGUCAGGCUAUAGUUGGUUUGGUUAUGUUUAUCGACUUUCUAAAUCUUGGACUUUUCUAUCAGACUUUGGGAUCUUUUUCCUUCCCCCACCUGCAAAAUUUUACUAAUGAAAAACUUGUUCACAUUAAUAGGUUGUUAUGAAAAUUGGUAUACGGACUAAUAAGGCCGUGGCAAACAAAUUUGGUCUUCAUUAUUAACCUAUGUGAAACCACUCGUUGAACCAGAAAAUUGAUGCUCGUGUGAGGCGGGAGGGGGGGGGGGGGGGCGCUUGUAUAGAAAAAGGGCCAGACUUUGUUUAAAGGUUUUUAUCAGACGUUGUUUGUAGAGCACUUCACACUUCACUCGAGACAACCGCAGAAAAGUUUUAGUUACUUUUAUCGGCUUUUUCAAUUUUGUUUUCUCAAAUUUGGUUUUAAUUUCUUCCGGCUAGCCUCCGUCCUUUUUGGCCUUGUAUCGCAAGUGGUGCGAAGAUCAGCUUCGUCUCUAUGUAUCAUUAUUUAAUAAGUUUUGCUAAUUAAUAUUUUCCUUAAAUUAAUUGUAUUUCAACUA
Molecule: messenger RNA, 5521 nt
Organism: Symsagittifera roscoffensis
Lineage: Eukaryota; Metazoa; Xenacoelomorpha; Acoela; Convolutidae
Product: ER membrane protein complex subunit 1-like
Exons: 1
Coding region: 1488-4397 (969 amino acids)
Biological process (GO): protein folding in endoplasmic reticulum
Cellular component (GO): EMC complex
Source: RefSeq, a predicted model, not a curated record